AUGCCUUCUCUUGCGCCGCAGGUAUUGGGGGAACAAGUGUUGGCUGCGAUGGAGUGCAAGGUCACCCAUGAAUUCCCCAUCGCAGAUCAUGUUAUCCUUGUCGCCAGAAUCAACAGCAUAGAGGAAAGGGCUUCCAAGGAUCCAAGCAUCAUGUAUAUCAAUGGUGGAUACCGUAAUCCUGCGGGCGAAAAGCUCUACACUCCUACAAGAUCCACACAAUCCGCAGCCGGUGAAGGCGUUUUCUCGGUAUGGGAUUAUCCUUUGUUUCCCGGAGAAAGAGAAAGACAGGACUACAUGGGGAAAAUCAAGACCCUCAUCAAAGACACCCCUGCCUUUUACGAAAAGCCAUCUGCCGAGACCUUUAGGAACAUCGAAUCGAGUUUACCGUACGCUACAGGGAAUUUCGGAAUUGGUCUAGAGAUUCUUGUCGCGGAGUGCCGAAAAGAAAUGGGUCUCCCUGCGCGCUUGCGUGCCGAAGCGGAAGGACGACAAGUCUUGAGUGACUUCUACGGGCCAUUGACGCCGGCAAUGAGGACACAGAUUGUCGAUCGAGCGAAAAGGCUCGUUGCGUUGGAUGCGCGCUUUCUGUCUCAACAUUACCGCACUCUCCUAUACAGCUUGGGCGUCAACCCUAGUAGCAGAGAUCUCCUACCAAGCGACAUCAUGGAGCCUCUACGAGCAGCAAACUUAGCACCACCUUUCGACCCCCGCCGAGGACAUGUCAAUGGCGGUAUCGAGGAUAUCAUAAAAGUGGAACAGCUUGAGUUCCACCUACGAGGUUAUCUUCGGAACAUGAAAUACGAGGCUGCGUUGAAAAUGCCCCUAGACGCGGCCAUGGAAGCCAUCAGUGAACGCAAAUUAGCGGCUGUAUAUUUCAAAAAAGCACGAGCGCGCUUACUCACCCAGACCCAUCCUCAACUAUUCGAUACUUCAGUCAUCGACAUCGCUGGCGAGGUGACACAAGUAGAAGCUCGUGUAGUUCUAUGCCGCUUUAUUAAAGCCCUACAGGUCGACUCUGAAGUGGGCCUUCGAAAGCACAUCUUCCAAGACUGGCAUGAGCUUUUGCGCCGAGUCGGCGUAAAUCCUACCAUCACGGGAGUGGAUGUGGGCUUUCUUAUGGGCAAGAUCCAACAUCUGUACUAUUCGAACAAAUCGUUCAGUGGGUUUUCUGGCGCCGUUGAAGAGAUGCUGCGACCUUGGUUUGUUCAGCAAGUUAGCUGGGAAGACCUUGAGGAGCGCGUCAGAAGCUUUGUUCAGGAGACCCCACUGCGCGCUACAGGAUGGUCAGGCAGAGACAGACUUGCCGCUAUGGGCCUGCGCUGGGAUGCCACAGUUGCGCUACCGAGCAACAAUCCUUCUAAGCAGGCGGGUGAGAAACCGCUGAACCGAGGCGUUAUUCUGGACACGCUCGUAGCAAAGGAGCUGAAGAGUUACUACGGCAGUGGCACUGAGGAAGAGAACCAUGCCAUCGCCAAGUACUUGAAGGAGACGUACAGCUUCGACAUCACACACAGACCGAUACAGUACGAACCCGCAGCGCCUACAUAUCAAUCCUCGAGUGAUGAGAUGCAACAAGCUUUGAACGCAGCUCCGGUUACUGCUCGAGAAGAGGCACAAUCUGAGCAGAUCUUCUAUACACCAGACAGCAUAAGCUCUUCUCGCAGGGCAGGCGGGUCGCCAAAAGUUCGGCAGAUAAAAGCAGAUCGGUCGUUGAAGAUUACACGGCCUACUUCAGAACCUCGUACCAAGCACGAAGGUAAAGGCAAGCAGCGCAAGGGUGGCCAAGGGUCGGCUGAGGGACGUUGGGGCACUUACUCUUUUAUCGAAGGAAGGAAUGAGUAA
This is a messenger RNA of Alternaria hordeiaustralica, 1842 nucleotides long. RefSeq lists its product as uncharacterized. The transcript has a single exon. The record is from RefSeq and is a predicted model, not a curated record. NCBI's taxonomy places the organism in Eukaryota, Fungi, Ascomycota, Dothideomycetes, Pleosporales, Pleosporaceae. The coding region runs from base 1 to 1842 and encodes 613 amino acids. Gene Ontology annotation, molecular function: FMN binding; riboflavin reductase (NADPH) activity.